AUUCCCACCACACCGACCCCGAGUCCCGCCGCCAGACUCGCCCAGCAGUGCACCUAUACCACGGGAAAGAGAGGGAACACACCACAACACCCCGCCGAGAGACGCCACACGACACACGACACAACACACGACACCAUGCCCGGCCCACCACCUCCCCCUCCGCCGAUGCCGCCCAUGGGUCGAGGCGCUGGAGGUCCGCCACCGCCGCCCAUGCCCGGCAUGAAGGCCCCCGGCGGAAAGAAAGCGGCGACGGGCGCAGGCAGGGGAGCGCUGCUGUCAGAUAUUGGCAAGGGCGCACGGCUCAAGAAGGUCACACAGGUCAACGACCGCUCCGCUCCGACAGUCGGCAAGGUCAAGGACGCCGGCGGGGCUGCCAUACCAGGCGCGCCGCCCAUCCCCGGUAUGGGCAGACCGCCUGCAGUGCCCGGCCUUGCGCCGCCAGGGAACCGCGCGAGGAGCAACAGCGACACGGCAGGCGACAGUGGCGCGGCCGCACCGCCUCAGCUGGGGGGUAUAUUCGCCGGCGGCAUGCCGAAGCUGAGGAAGGCAGGGGGCGUGAACACGGGCGCAGAGUCCAAGACGCCCUACCAGUCCGACCCAGAGUCGUCGCGGGGGGCAGCGCCCAAGCCGCCGCGAGGAGCAGCACCGAAACCUCCUGGCGCUCCCCCAGCACCGCCCACGCCAGGCGCCCGACCGCCGCUGAACUCCGUCGGCUCGUCGGCCAGGGCCUCGAGGACCAACUCCAUGGCGUCCAGCAAAGGCGGGAAGCCCAAACCCCCGCCGCCUAUCGGCAAGAAGCCGCCCAUGCCCCCGCCAGCGUCGCGCAAACCCUCUGGAAUCGCUCCCCCGCCGCCCCUCGCCUCGCCAGUGCGGCCUCCACCAGUGCCGGGAAGUGCGCCUCCACCUCUCCCACCACCGUCUACACCGUCUACACCCUCUGCAGCACCUCCCCCACCACCACCGCCACCGCCAGCAUCCGCCCCGCGAGCACCAUCAAGAUCGACGCCACAAACGCCCAAGGCGCAAGAAGAAGACUACGACCCAUACCAAUACGAGGCUCCCACACGACCACCCGCAGCGCCCGCCCCUCCGCCCCCAAAAGCUCCCCCAAGCGCCCACACCCCCUCCCUCGCAGAAACAGCCGCGCGAAACUCAUUCGGCCGCGCCUCCCCAGCCGCCCCACCACCACCACCCCCCGCAGCGGCCCCAAGCCCACCCUCCUCCAUCCUCACCAUGCCCACCGCGCCCCCCGCCGCCCCGCCCAGCCGACCAACCUCCCAAACCCCCCUGCGCUCCAUGCAAGACUCCAGCUCCUACACACUGACAAACGGCGCACGCGCCUCCACGACUAACCUCGCCGCUGCGGCAGGGCACAAGGGCAAGAUCCUGCCCAUUCACGAUCUGAGGUGGAGGUUUCAGGAUGAGGGGCAGUUUCCGGGCCCUAGGGAGUUUUCGAAUGGGCCGAAGAUGUAUCGUGCUGGGAGGGGGAGUAGCGUGCCGUUGGAUUUGAGCGCUUAUGAUUGAGACGAUCUUGGGGAG
Molecule: messenger RNA, 1539 nt
Organism: Dothidotthia symphoricarpi CBS 119687
Lineage: Eukaryota; Fungi; Ascomycota; Dothideomycetes; Pleosporales; Dothidotthiaceae
Exons: 2
Coding region: 136-1524 (462 amino acids)
Molecular function (GO): actin binding
Source: RefSeq, a predicted model, not a curated record